CGCGCAAUCCGAGCCCGGGAUAGCGCGAUCUUGCAGCGCCCGAAGAGCGCCAGCCGCCGGGAGUCAGCCGGGCUGAGGGCGGCUAGGGGCCGAACCCAGACUUCCCAGACGAGCUACCAGCCCGCUUGCCUACGCCCCGGGAGCUCUCGGUGCCCGGCGGUCAGCGACCAGACGCCCCGGGGCCACUGCACUCCUGGCUCGCCAGGCGUGGCACUGUCUCGGCCACCGACCCAAAGGGAGAUCUCUGCCAGCAUGGGAGCUACUGAGAGGUGGGACUUCUCCUUCAAGGCCGUGCUGACAAUCAGCUGGCUUGUCCUGGCCCGCUUCCCUGGGGUCACAUCCACAGCAAUGGACACUGGGUGCCCUGACCAGAGCCCUGAGCUGCAGCCCUGGAACCCUGGCCAUAACCAGGACCACCAAGUGUAUAUUGGCCAGGGCAAGACCCUGCUGCUCACCUCUUCCACCACAGUCCACUCCAUCCACAUCACAGAGGGAGGCAAGCUAGUUAUUAAAGACCAUGAUGAGCCGAUUGUCAUACGGACCAGGCACAUUCUGAUUGACAAUGGAGGAGAACUGCAUGCUGGGAGUGCCCUCUGCCCUUUCCAGGGCAAUUUCAGCAUCAUUUUGUAUGGCAGGGCUGACGAAGAUGUCCAGCCAGAUCCUUACUUUGGCCUGAAGUACAUUGGAGUCGGUAGAGGGGGCAGCCUUGAGUUGCAUGGACAGAAAAAGCUCUCCUGGACAUUUCUGAACAAGACCCUUCACCCGGGUGGCAUGCAGGAAGGAGGCUAUUUCUUUGAAAGGAGCUGGGGCCACCGUGGAGUCAUUGUUCAUGUGAUUGACCCCAGAUCAGGCACAGUCAUCCAUUCCGAUCGGUUUGAUACCUACAGAUCCAAGAAAGAGAGUGAACGUCUGGCCCACUAUCUGAACGCUGUGCCCGAGGGAAGGAUCCUUUCUGUCGCAGUGAAUGAUGAAGGUUCUCGAAACCUAGAUGACAUGGCCCGGAAGGCAAUGACCAAACUGGGCAGCAAACACUUUCUACACCUUGGGUUUAGACAUCCUUGGAGUUUUCUGACUGUGAAAGGAAAUCCCUCAUUUUCGGUUGAAGACCAUAUUGAAUACCAGGGACACGGAGGCUCUGCCGCUGCCCGGGUAUUCAAACUGUUCCAGACAGAACACGGCGAAUAUUUCAAUGUUUCCUCGUCCAGUGAGUGGGUCCAAGAUGUGGAGUGGACGGAGUGGUUGGACCAUGAUAAAGUGUCUCAGACUAAAGGUGGGGAGAAAAUUUCAGACCUCUGGGCAGCUCAUGCAGGGAAAAUCUGCAAUCGUCCCAUUGAUAUACAGGCCAUUACACUGGAUGGAAUUAACCUCAGCACCGAGGUUGUCUACAAGAAAGGCCAGGAUUAUAGGUUUGCCUGCUAUGACCGGGGCCGAGCCUGCCAGAGCUACCGUGUACGCUUCCUCUGUGGGAAGCCUGUGAGGCCCAAGCUCACAGUCACCAUCGACACCAAUGUGAACAGCACCAUCUUGAAUCUGGAGGACAACGUGCAGUCAUGGAAGCCUGGAGACACCUUGGUCAUUGCCAGUACUGACUACUCCAUGUACCAGGCAGAAGAAUUCCAGGUGCUUCCCUGCAAGACCUGUGCCUCCAACCAGGUCAAAAUAGCAGGGAAACCGCUGUACCUGCACAUUGGGGAGGAGGUGGACGGUGUGGACAUGCGGGCUGAGGUCGGGCUUCUGAGCCGGAACAUCGUGGUGAUGGGGGAGAUGGAGGCCAAGUGCUACCCCUACAGCAAACACAUCUGCAACUUCUUUGACUUUGAUACCUUUGGAGGCCACAUCAAGUUCGCACUGGGGUUUCAGGCCGCACACCUGGAGGGCGUGGAGCUGAGGCACAUGGGGCAGCAGCUGGUGGGUCAGUACCCGAUUCACUUCCACCUGGCCGGUGACGUGGAUGAAAGGGGAGGCUACGAUCCGCCCACGUACAUCAGGGAUCUCUCCAUCCACCACACGUUCUCGCGCUGCGUCACUGUCCAUGGCUCUAAUGGCCUGCUGAUCAAGGAUGUGGUGGGCUAUAAUUCCUUAGGCCACUGCUUCUUCACGGAAGAUGGGCCAGAAGAACGUAACACUUUUGACCACUGUCUGGGCCUCCUUGUCAAGUCGGGAACCCUCCUCCCCUCUGACCGUGACAGCAAGAUGUGUAAAGUGAUCACGGAGGACUCCUAUCCGGGGUACAUCCCCAAGCCCCGGCAGGACUGCAACGCCGUGUCCACCUUCUGGAUGGCCAAUCCCAACAACAACCUCAUAAACUGUGCUGCAGCAGGGUCUGAGGAAACUGGAUUUUGGUUCAUUUUCCACCAUGUACCGACAGGUCCCUCUGUGGGAAUGUACUCCCCAGGUUAUUCAGAGCACAUUCCACUGGGAAAAUUCCAUAACAAUCGAGCACAUUCCAACUACCGGGCUGGCAUGAUCAUAGACAAUGGGGUCAAAACAACUGCAGCCUCUGCCAAGGACAAGCGGCCCUUCCUCUCUGUCAUCUCUGCCAGGUACAGCCCUCACCAGGAUGCCGACCCGCUGAAGCCCCGUGAGCCAGCCAUCAUCCGGCACUUCACAGCCUACAAGAACCAGGACCAUGGUGCUUGGCUACGUGGUGGGGACGUGUGGCUAGACAACUGCCGGUUUGCAGACAAUGGCAUCGGCCUGACCCUGGCCAGUGGUGGAACCUUCCCGUAUGAUGACGGCUCCAAGCAGGAGAUAAAGAACAGCUUGUUUGUUGGAGAGAGUGGCAACGUGGGGACAGAAAUGAUGGACAACAGGAUCUGGGGUCCAGGUGGCUUGGACCACAGUGGAAGGACCCUUCCUAUAGGCCAGAAUUUUCCAAUUAGAGGAAUUCAGUUCUAUGAUGGCCCCAUCAACAUCCAGAACUGCACCUUCCGGAAGUUCGCUGCCCUGGAGGGCCGGCACACCAGUGCCCUGGCCUUCCGCCUGAACAACGCCUGGCAGAGCUGCCCCCAUAACAACGUGACCGGCAUCGUCUUCGAGGACGUCCCGAUUACUUCCAGAGUGUUCUUCGGAGAGCCUGGGCCCUGGUUCAAUCAACUGGACAUGGAUGGGGAUAAGACAUCCGUGUUCCAUGAUGUCGAUGGCUCUGUGUCCGAGUACCCUGGCUCCUACCUCACCAAGGACGACAACUGGCUGGUCCGGCACCCAGACUGCAUCAGUGUUCCAGACUGGAGGGGGGCCAUCUGCAGUGGGCGCUACGCACAGAUGUACAUUCAGGCCUAUAAGACCAGCAACCUGCGGAUGAAGAUCAUCAAGAAUGACUCCCCCAGCCACCCCCUCUACCUGGAGGGGGCCCUCACCAGGAGCACCCACUACCAGCAGUACCAGCCGGUCGUCACCCUGCACAAGGGCUACACCAUCCACUGGGACCACACGGCCCCCGCCGAACUCGCCAUCUGGCUUAUCAACUUCAACAAGGGCGACUGGAUCCGAGUGGGGCUCUGCUACCCACGAGGCACCACCUUCUCCAUCCUCUCAGAUGUUCAUAAUCGCCUGCUGAAGCAGACGUCCAAGACGGGCACCUUUGUGAGGACGUUGCAGAUGGACAAACUGGAGCAGAGCUACCCCGGCAGGAGCCACUACUACUGGGACGAGGACACAGGGCUGCUGCUGCUGAGGUUGAAAGCUCAGAACGAGAGAGAGAAGUUCGCCUUCUGCUCUGUGAAAGGCUGUGAGAGAAUAAAGAUCAAAGCACUCAUCCCAAAGAAUGCAGGUGUCAGCGACUGCACGGCCUCGGCUUACCCCAAGUUCACCGAGAGGGCCGUCGUAGACGUGCCGAUGCCUAAGAAGCUCUCUGGGCUUCAGCUGAAGACAAAGGACCACUUCUUGGAGGUGAAGAUGGAGAGCUUUAAGCAGCACUUUUUCCACCUUUGGAACGACUUUGCUUACAUCGAGGUAGAUGGGAGGAAGUUCCCCAGCUCAGAAGACGGUAUCCAGGUGGUUGUGAUUGACGGGCGCCAAGGGCAUGUGCUGAGCCAUGCAAGCUUCAGGAACUCCAUUCUGCAGGGCAUCCCGUGGCAGCUCUUCAAUUACAUAGCAGCCAUCCCUGACAAUUCCAUAGUCCUCAUGGCCUCGAAGGGAAGAUAUGUCUCCAGGGGCCCAUGGACCAGAGUGCUGGAAAAGCUUGGGGCAGACAAGGGCCUCAAGUUGAAAGAGCAAAUGGCUUUCAUUGGUUUCAAAGGCAGCUUCCGGCCCAUCUGGGUUACCCUGGACACCGAGGACCACAAGGCCAAAAUCUUUCAGGUUGUGCCCAUCCCUGUGGUGAGGAAGAAGAAACUGUGAGGAAGCUGCCACCCAUGGCCACCUGGGGUGGACAGUGACAGUGCUUUGGGCAGCAGACCAGGGCAGCAUGGCUGGCUCCCCCAGCCCCUGUCCAGGAGCUGCCUGGGAGUGUGUAUCACCCCUGAUGGGCAAGGGAAGGACCUCAGAGACUUGGUGCUGCCACCUGCCCCUACUCAAGUAUCUACCUGCAGCCCCAGGGGCAGCGUGGGCCCCUGCAGGGAGCCGCCUCUCCUGCAGCCUCCUGGGUGCUUCUCUUCUAUCUGUGCUUCUUCAGUGGGGUGCAGGGACCCCACGAGGAGACCUGGGUUGUGCUGCCUACUGAGGUCCCUGACCCAGCUGGGACAUGAACCCAAGGGCUGGCCAUUCACAGGUCUCCUUGGUCCCCAGCAGACGCAUGAGGGUGGCAGAUGUAGGAAAUGGAGCCCUGGCUCUCAGGAAAUCUUCAUUCCUGUUAGCAGGAACUACCUUUCCCAGGAUAGGAGCUGCUGUGCAGACAGCUCACCAAAACGGAACCCACCAUCCUGGGGAAAGAGGCAAGCCCACUGCUGGUGGUGUCCCACCUUUUGGGAGACUUCGGGUGGCAGGCUGGGACUGGGACUGGGACUGGGUAACCUUCAAAGGCCUUUUCAGUUCUGAGAUUCCAGAAGUCUGUGGCAUUUCACAUGUUAGCUGGAACCGGCAGUGGAUGAGAACAUCUCUCCAGCUGACACCUAUGAUUCCGGGUGCUCAGGGCACCCCGGAUGGAGUGCUGAGAACGAAUGCUGGUGCCCAGGGUUUGCAGUCAGGUGGGCUGGGCUACCAGGCCUGUGCGCUGUAACACUAGCCACAGAAGUGACAGAGAGGUAGAACAGGGACCAGCACCUGGCCAGAGGAGGGAGGGUGGCACGAGCUCUGUGGUCAGGGUGGCCUCUUAGGAGGAGGCAGCAUGUUUGCAGAAUGACGGUGGGGUCCUUGAAGGGAAAGUCGAGGUAGCCUCUGGACUGGCUUGGGGUUGAGCCCUCAUGACAGAGAAGCAUGCCAGAGGAAGGAGUGGGCUGGGCUGAGUGUGUCCCCAGCCCUGUGGAAUGGGCCCAGCCAGCCCCAUUUCUGUCUCCACUGAAGAGAGCACCUGCUGGGGCCUCAUCACACUCCACCCAGGGGACCCAAGGAUGUGGAACUGCACACCCACUGAGUCUGCAAUUCCAGAGCUGGAAAGGACCUUAGAAAAAGAUCUGGUCAGAUGCCUUCCUUGUACAGACAAGGAAAAUGAGACCGGAGAUGGGAGGACAUACCCACACAGCAGGGCAGGGCCCUGGGAGCCCACUGCAGCACUUGCUGCCACACCACACUGCCUCUGCCAUCUGCCCAGGGUGCCCACACCCCUCAAGUAGCUUCCGGAAAUGGUGACAAAGUCCCCUUGAAGGGAAUCAGAGCGAUCACUGGCCAUGUUGUCCCCUUCCCGCUCCUCUGUGCACACUGGCCAGCCCUGGCCUUGGUCGUGGGGUGCUGUGGGCUUCACCUUGCUCACUCUUUCAGCCCUGGUGCCCCCUAGCUCUGCAGAUUUCUGGUGAGCCGGUGUGGUUGAUCCUGGGGGAUCUCAGCAGCCGUGGGGUACACCUCUAGUCCCUCUCAGCAGCUGCUCAGUGUCCUGCUCUCUCAAGCGUCUGCUCUAGAGCAAGCUGAAGGGCUCCUGGGAAAGGGAGAACUCGGUGGUUUACACUCAUUCACAAGGGCUCCCUGGUCUCCAAGGAGCCACAUUUAUCCCUUUCCCUGCCCAACUGCCAGAGAGGUCUUUCCCACCAAACUGGGAGGUGACGGUGGGUCUCUGACAUUUAAGAUAUGGCUGUUUCAAAGGCCAAAAUGACAGGAAGGACCUCUGCCAGGGAGGCGAGUGCUGUCAGGGAGGAGAGUUAAAAUGACCUCAUGUCUUCUUAUCUACAGAUUGGUUGAGUUUUCAAACUCUUUCAAUGCAAGGGUCUCGCACUGUGAACCAUUUAGGAUGUGAUCACUUUCAGGGGGCCAGGAAUGUUGACUCAGUUCAUUAAAAAAAAUAAUUAUCUAUUUGAAAGUUUUCAGAGUUGUACAUAUGUUUAACAGCACAGGAUCUGUACAUAAAACUUUCUUUCCUAAACUAUUCACCAAAAUCCAGCGUCUAGGCAUUUUUCUCAAUGGCACAUAUGUUGUACUUACUGCUUACAAAAUCAUUCUUGUUCUUUCUGUGCAUAAGAGUCAAAGUGAGUUAGGGCUUUAAGGAGAACAACAUUCCUCUGAAAUGCUUGUCUUCUUUAUUGUUGCCGAAACAGCUGGUUCUUUUUCGGGCAUUAGAUGUAUAGUGUGUUUUGUAUGUAAACAUUUCUUGUAGGCAUCACCAUGGACAAAGAUAUAUUUUCUAUUUAUUUAUUAUAUUCACAAUUCAAGAAGUCACUGUCAGAGAAAUGAAGAAUUGUCUUCCAUGUCAUGUGUGGGGAUGUCCUUUGUUCUUCUUGGAAGGAGUGUACCUAGAGCUGAAAAUCUUGCUGCACCAUAGUAAAUGUACAAAGGACAUCA
This is a messenger RNA of Nycticebus coucang (slow loris), 6867 nucleotides long. RefSeq names its product cell migration inducing hyaluronidase 1 (gene CEMIP). The coding region runs from base 253 to 4341 and encodes 1362 amino acids. The record is from RefSeq and is a predicted model, not a curated record. The transcript is spliced from 29 exons. NCBI's taxonomy places the organism in Eukaryota, Metazoa, Chordata, Mammalia, Primates, Lorisidae.